AUGGCCAAGGGCGCGCGCUCCAGCGUUCGCAAGACGAACAACCAGAACCUCAAGGCCAGAGUCUUCGGCCCCGUCGAGACCGCCCGCACCGAGCGCCUGUCGCAGAAGCUGCUCGAGCUCGCUCAGCAGCCCCAACCCCCGAAGAAUGAGAUGGAGGUCGAGAAGGACGAGCCCGAGAACAACGCCGCGCAAGAGAAGGCUCCGGCCGCUCAGGCAGAAGGUUCGUCGAAGUGCUUCACUUGGCCCAUUCCGCCCUCGCUCCUAGCCAGCACCAACCCCACCAAGCAGCACAUGGCUGAGGAGGAGGUCUUCUACCACUUCUUGGGCCUCUCGGGGGACAUCACGGGCUUCACCACGGAAGGCGAUCUGGCUAUGGACGUCGACGGCGCGAAACCUUCCAUGUCUAGCCUGAAGAAGAAGACCGGUCGGGUCCAGAAGAAGAGGCGCGGCAAGGCCACCUCCACCAUUACGUUCAACAAUCUGCGCAAAGGGAAGGCCGCGGGGAAGAAGGGUGGAAAGCGGUAA
This is a messenger RNA of Lasiodiplodia theobromae, 525 nucleotides long. Its product is annotated as Gpi ethanolamine phosphate transferase. The record is from RefSeq and is a predicted model, not a curated record. The transcript has 3 exons. The coding region runs from base 1 to 525 and encodes 174 amino acids. Gene Ontology annotation, cellular component: preribosome, large subunit precursor. NCBI's taxonomy places the organism in Eukaryota, Fungi, Ascomycota, Dothideomycetes, Botryosphaeriales, Botryosphaeriaceae.